UUAUUGGAUUAACAAUGUCAGGUCAGCAACAGAGAAAGGCGAAAUAAAAUAACAGGGUCAGGAAUAUUUGAUUUCAUCGGUUUCAUUUCAUUAUUGCGACUGGACACCAUCAUGGCCAGUUUUCUUGGUGUUUUGUACUUGCUGGUGGUUAUCCAAGGAAGCUACGCUACUGUGUUCUACACGCCCAAUGCGUACAGCUACCACACCGUCAGUAGGUACGGCAUCACCUGCGCCGGCAAGAGCUACGUCACUUUCAAAGUGCGAGCCUGCAAUGACGCACAUUUGGCCUUGAUGACGUAUGACCGUGACAGCGGUCCUCUGUACGAGAUCGUAAUAGGCGGCUGGGGUAAUGGACAAUGCUGUCUGCGUAAAUCCAAGCAAGGGUCCUGUUAUAGAACCUACAGGGGCAGCGUGUUGAACUGUGGCUCCUACCAGUACUUCUGGGUCAGCUGGGGUGGUUCCGUGAUCCGUCUGGGGAGAGGCACCACCUACGGUUCGAACACUCUCAUGUCUCUGUCGGACUCUUCCAUAAGAGUCAACUACAUCGCUGUCAGCACGGGAUGGGGUUCGACUGGCUACUGGGAGUUCUAUAACCCUCCAGUUCACGGUGGAUGGUCCAGUUGGUCUGGAUACGGAUCGUGCUCCAAGUCCUGUGGUUCCGGGUCCCAGUCCCGGAGUCGUAGCUGUAAUAACCCCUCCCCAGCUUACGGCGGUAACUCCUGCUCGGGGUCCUCUUCCUCUUCCCGGAGCUGUAACACACACAGUUGUCCUAUUCACGGCGGAUGGUCCAGUUGGUCCGGAUACGGGUCGUGCUCCAAGUCCUGUGGUUCUGGGUCCCAGUCCCGAAGUCGUAGCUGUAAUAACCCCUCCCCAGCUUACGGCGGUAACUCCUGCUCGGGGUCCUCUACCUCCACCCGGAGCUGUAACACACACAACUGUCCUAUUCACGGUGGAUGGUCCAGUUGGUCUGGAUACGGAUCGUGCUCCAAGUCCUGUGGUUCCGGAUCCCAGUCCCGGAGUCGUAGCUGUAAUAACCCCUCCCCAGCUUACGGCGGUAACUCCUGCUCGGGGUCCUCUACCUCCUCUCAGAGCUGUAACACACAUAACUGUCCAAUUCACGGUGGAUGGUCCAGUUGGUCUGGAUAUGGAUCGUGCUCCAAGUCCUGUGGUUCCGGGUCCCAGUCCCGGAGUCGUAGCUGUAAUAACCCCUCCCCGGCUUACGGCGGUAACUCCUGCUCGGGGUCCUCUACCUCCACCCAGAGCUGUAAUACACAUAACUGUCCAAUUGACGGCGGCUGGUCCACUUGGAGCGGUUAUGGAUCAUGUUCCAAAACUUGUGGAACGGGAACGCAGUCCCGAAGUCGCACCUGCACCAACCCCGCCCCGGCCUACAAUGGACUGAGCUGCUCUGGAUCAGCGACCAGUUCACAAAACUGCAACACUCACAACUGUCCAAUUGACGGUCAGUGGGCAACUUGGGGGUCCUGGACAACAUGCUCGGUCACGUGCGGUGGUGGCUCUCAGUCGCGUACGCGCACGUGUACCAACCCUGCACCACAAUACAAUGGGAGUCCAUGUCCAAAUUCCGCUUCAUCAACCCAAGCCUGCAAUACUCACCAUUGCCCGAUCGAUGGGGGGUUGAGCAGCUGGGGCUCCUGGGGCACGUGCACCGUCACGUGCGGAGGAGGAACACAGGAUAGGCUGAGGACAUGUACAAACCCCGCCCCACAGUACGGCGGGGCGCUGUGUGUCGGAGCAACGACGAACACCCAGGACUGCAAUACGCAAGUCUGCAUCAUUGACGGGGCGUGGAGUUCGUGGUCAGGGUAUGGUCUGUGCUCAGUGUCAUGCGGGGGAGGCAAGCAAUCCCGAUCCCGAACCUGUACUAACCCGAAACCCGCCAACGGUGGACUGGACUGUCCCGGGGGUGCCAGCGAGCUCACGGACUGCAACGUGGACGUCUGUCCCACCGUACCGGCAGGACAGUAUCAACAGCUUUGUCCGGCUGGGUGGUUCACGUGCGAGACUGGAGGAAUCACGUGCAUUGACGAAGCCUUCCAGUGCGACUGCUCAAAGGACUGCGACGACGGAAGUGACGAGGAUGCCACCUAUGCCAGUUGUACAGUGACUCAGAUGGCGAGUUGCAAAAGUAGUGGAGGUCACAUGACCCUUUCUAUCAUGGCAGCGAUGCUUCCGGUAUUAGGCAUGGUCCUGCUUCAGAUAAUUAUCUGAGGAAUUUAACAAUUAAACUUAGCAUGUAAAGGUUUAGGACUAUUGGUUCCAAAAAGAAUUGAAAUCGGUCUAUUAUUUUUAAAACAAUGUAAUUCAUAUUUAUCUAAUCUUUAUUCAUUUUUUUUCAUGAUUAUUUUAGUUGGCCCCUUUUGGGUUUUUGAUCUUCAAGUUAUAACUUAACAUCAAUACCUUGUCAUAAAGAAAAAAAAUCUCUUCACAAAUUUGAAAAUCGAUGGACUAUUAUUACUUUAUCUGAAAUUUUUUUUUUAUAUUUUUAUAGUUCUUUAUAGUAUUGAAUGUGUCAUUUCAAAAUCAUCGUAAAUUUGGUCGUGGUCAAAGAAAUUUAUUAAUUAUAAGUAUUCAGCUCAGAGCUCUGUGGGCUUAUUUGUUAAUAAAAUUUCUAAAUACUUAUCGCCCAACUACUUUGUAGUGUUGCCUUUGCAAUAUAUGUUUUUCACUUCAAUAUAUAAAAGACAAAUGGCUUUGUCCAUGGCUACCAUAUUACAUGUAUUUCUCAAUAAAAAAAAUAUAUGCUUGC
Molecule: messenger RNA, 2770 nt
Organism: Magallana angulata
Lineage: Eukaryota; Metazoa; Mollusca; Bivalvia; Ostreida; Ostreidae
Product: coadhesin-like
Exons: 12
Coding region: 112-2232 (706 amino acids)
Molecular function (GO): protein binding
Source: RefSeq, a predicted model, not a curated record